AUGUACAUUUCAUCCACCAGACCACACUCCAACGCACCACUGGCUCCAACCAUCUGGACUCUUGUAUAUCUCUGUAGUGGCUCUAGGACUGAAUGUUUUCAACAAAAGGUUCAUUGUUGUAAUGUGGAGGGUGUCGAGUUGACUCUCUUGAUCGAUACUAUCAUCUCCAUAAAAUCUAUAAAAAUCAUUAAAAAUACUAUUAGAACAGAGCAUACAUAA
Molecule: messenger RNA, 219 nt
Organism: Cavenderia fasciculata
Lineage: Eukaryota; Evosea; Eumycetozoa; Acytosteliales; Cavenderiaceae
Exons: 2
Coding region: 1-219 (72 amino acids)
Source: RefSeq, a predicted model, not a curated record